Molecule: messenger RNA, 282 nt
Organism: Macrosiphum euphorbiae (potato aphid)
Lineage: Eukaryota; Metazoa; Arthropoda; Insecta; Hemiptera; Aphididae
Source: the annotation of a GenBank genome assembly
AUGGAUAAAAGAAAAGUAUUUGAUAUUUUUAAAUUUCGUGAAGUUACUAAAAAAGAUGAUUUUCCGCUUACAAACAAUGUGGAUACUCAAGAACAAAAUGAUCAACUAGUAGAUGAUCCAGAUCCAUGUAGCACUGAAACAGAAACCAUUCAGGUUCAGGACAGACCCAUUGAUAAACCCUAUUCACUUGUAUCCAGCUCAACGAUUGCAAAUAGUUUAGAAACAGAUCUUGGAGAUAUAGAUUCGGUUUCUAUAAGACCUAUGUUAAAGAUUUAUCCAUAA